This is a messenger RNA of Macrosteles quadrilineatus (aster leafhopper), 1388 nucleotides long. Its product is annotated as zinc finger Ran-binding domain-containing protein 2. The transcript has 3 exons. The coding region runs from base 491 to 1153 and encodes 220 amino acids. Gene Ontology annotation, molecular function: lipopolysaccharide binding; RNA binding. Gene Ontology annotation, biological process: RNA processing. NCBI's taxonomy places the organism in Eukaryota, Metazoa, Arthropoda, Insecta, Hemiptera, Cicadellidae. The record is from RefSeq and is a predicted model, not a curated record.
UUUACUGUUAAAAAAUAAAAAAGGCUACCAUACACUAAUAAACACUAUAGAUAAGUUAUUGAUGUUUUAGUGAAUAUUAUAAAAACAAGAGAGUAGAAAUAGGCUAUACAGCUAAAUAGUGUUUGAAAUUAAUAAGUAUAAUCCGUGGUAAUUUCAGUUGUUAAAAUCGUAUCUUUCAGUUCAUUCUCAUUGUGUAUGUGUACAUAUCUUAAACUCGCUGUUUCGCUGUACUUGCCGUGAUGGUGUCCAAACCCUAACCCAGUAAGAAAACGAGAGCUGCAACUGAUAACUGAUAACAUUCGGGUUCUCUUCAUUCAGAACAGAAUAACAUUGCAACAAAUAAGGCAUAAGAAAUGGACAAAGGUAGAUGCUGAGGUUGAAUGCCUCUCAAUAAAACCCUUGUCAAGAGGUGGUUCUCAAAAUAAACGUCCUGUGAAAAGAAUACUUCUUUUAUUGGUGACUUUUGAAUGAGGCAACUGCAGUUUUCCUAAUGGAUGCGGCAGGAAAAAGCUUCAAAAUGGGAGAAGGUGAUUGGUUCUGCUUGGAUCCGCAAUGUGGCAACAUUAACUUUGCUCGGCGGACAAAGUGCAACAGAUGUGGGAAGGAGAAAGCUGAUACGGCACAGCAGAAGAAAAAGCUAGGUCAAGCGAUUGGCAAAGCAGCUGCUGAAAAAAGUAAAGGAUUGUUCAGUGCCGAUGACUGGUCAUGCAACAAAUGUGGUAAUGUCAACUGGGCACGUCGGCAGCAGUGUAACAUGUGCAACGCUCCCAAGUGGGGAGAGGUGGAGGAACGAACGGGUUAUGGAGGGGGAUACAACGACCGAGGAGUGGUAGAGUACAAAGAGAGAGCUGACUCUGAUGAUGAUGAUUAUGAUGAGUUUGGACGCAGGAAAAAGAAAAAGUCUAAGACUGAUGAAGAAUCAAACCACGAAGAUAGAGAUAAAACUGUAGAAGAUAACAAAGAGGAAGAAGAAGAGGAGGAGGAAGAGGAAGAGGAUGAUGAUGGAGAUCUCUCUAAGUACGACCUAAGUGACUGGGGAGAUGUGUCAAAUGACAAACAAAAAGAUAAGGAUAGGAAUGAGAGAACUAAGAACCACAGUGAAGACAAAAGAGAGCGUUCGAGAUCCAGGUCUCCGGCAGACAACCGACGAUAAAAGACUGACACAAGAGUGUGUUGAACUUUAAAUAAAAAAACUAUUGUGAAGUGUACAGUCUGCUGUCUAGUAUCAAUGUUGUUUUUAUUUAGUAGUGGUAUCUUAGUGAAAAAUAACUUGUUUUCUUUUAAGUUUUGAUAACGUGCGUGUGAUUAGAACGUCUAAGUAUCCUGAUAGUUUACUGGUAUGAUUGAAAUAGAUAUACACAACUAAGAGCUGUCACAGUUGUAAUUUA